UUCAUUCCUUCGUUGUUCGGUAAGCGCGGAUCGCGCGGGUGGACGAGAGAUUAUCGCGGCGAUCGCUUCGCCGAUGAUCCGACGACCACCAGCGGCCGAUCAACGUCGCCAGCGAUGACCGUGUCCGAUAACGCCAAGGGGUUCGCGCUCGCCCUCUCGUCCAGUGCCUUCAUCGGGGCUAGCUUUAUUUUGAAAAAGUUUGGCCUUCGCCGUGCGGCAUCCCGUGGCGCAGCUGCGGGAUUUGGUGGUUAUGGGUACCUGGUAGAGCCGUUGUGGUGGGUCGGGAUGAUCACCAUGAUAUUUGGGGAGAUUGCCAAUUUCGUCGCUUAUAUGUUUGCGCCGGCGGUGCUGGUGACGCCGUUGGGAGCUUUGAGCAUCAUAGUGAGUGCGGUUUUGGCACACUUCCUUUUGAGGGAAAAGCUUCAAAAGUUGGGUGUGUUGGGAUGCAUCUUAUGCAUAGUUGGCUCAACAGUCAUUGUUUUACAUGCCCCAGAAGAGAAGACUCCAAGCUCAGUGGAUGAGAUUUGGUCUUUAGCUACACAACCGGCCUUCCUUUUCUACACUGGUGCAGCAGUUGCAGUGUCGCUUGUUUUGAUGUUGCAUACUGCACCGCGAUAUGGGCAAUCAAACAUUAUGAUUUACUUAAGUAUAUGCUCUAUCAUUGGAUCUUUGACGGUAAUGAGUAUAAAGGCCGUAGGUAUUGCAAUCAAACUUACUAUUGAGGGCAUCAACCAAGCUGGUUAUUUCCAAACCUGGGUAUUUGUCAUGGUUGCGGUCUCUUGUAUUGUCAUUCAGUUGAAUUACUUGAACAAGGCAUUGGAUACUUUCAAUACUGCAGUGGUUUCUCCCAUCUAUUAUGCUAUGUUCACAACUCUCACAAUUUUUGCAAGUGCCAUAAUGUUCAAGGAUUGGUAUGGACAAGAUGCAAGUAAUAUUGUAUCGGAAAUUUGUGGACUUGUCACCGUACUCUCAGGGACAAGUGUGUUGCAUUCUACAAGAGAACCGGAUCUCCCAACUUGUACAGAUCCAUACACUCCGCUUUCUCCUAAAAUUUAUUGGCAUAUCCGAGGGAACGGUGACUUAGGAAAAUACAAAGACGACUUGUUAUCUCCGGACUUCAUCACUGUCGUGCAACAAGACUAUUUCACAUAGAAUGAGUUGGUUGUGAGCCUUUCACAGGUUCUGAAAUUUUUGUAGUUGUUUCUCACAAGCGGUCUCAUUCAUUUGCUGUAUUCCUGCCAGUUUACUUGUAGCAUUCUUCUCUGCAGGAUCUGAUGAGAGAGUUUUUACUGUUGUUCUUCUAGUCCAGGUGAAUGUCUAUUGUACAGUAAGGAACCUAUUUAUAUUGUAAUUGAUGAUUGAUAUCAAUAUUUAGUGUAAGUCCUCUGCUCUGUUUUAUCCAUGUAAAUUCUAGCCCAAAUUCAGUCACUUAUUAUUGUUCUCAGUUCAAUUUA
Molecule: messenger RNA, 1454 nt
Organism: Dioscorea cayenensis subsp. rotundata (Guinea yam)
Lineage: Eukaryota; Viridiplantae; Streptophyta; Magnoliopsida; Dioscoreales; Dioscoreaceae
Product: probable magnesium transporter NIPA6
Exons: 9
Coding region: 115-1152 (345 amino acids)
Biological process (GO): magnesium ion transport
Cellular component (GO): membrane
Molecular function (GO): magnesium ion transmembrane transporter activity
Source: RefSeq, a predicted model, not a curated record